Messenger RNA from Callorhinchus milii (elephant shark), 1258 nucleotides. RefSeq names its product spermatogenesis-associated protein 7 homolog. Gene Ontology annotation, cellular component: ciliary basal body; axoneme; photoreceptor distal connecting cilium. Gene Ontology annotation, biological process: microtubule cytoskeleton organization; photoreceptor cell maintenance; protein localization to photoreceptor outer segment. The coding region runs from base 67 to 1089 and encodes 340 amino acids. Lineage: Eukaryota; Metazoa; Chordata; Chondrichthyes; Chimaeriformes; Callorhinchidae. The record is from RefSeq and is a predicted model, not a curated record. The transcript has 8 exons.
AGACGAUGACGGCGUUUCGCGCCUCCAGACGAAAAUAAACCCGACUUUGUCGUCCCUUCCGAGAGUAUGGGAAAAAUCAGCCUCGGCAUGGGCAGCAAGAAAGUUCACAGUGCGAGCUGUUCCAGGCAUCUGACUGAUGAGCAACAUAUCCGGGAGCACAUGGCAACUCACUACAACAGAAUCCUCUGUGCUAAAGCUUCAGUGGAUUGUUCUGUACCAAAAAGCAUGCUGUCUUGUGUUAAGUACCGUGAUCAGUUGCGAAGGAAUAAACCACAACCUGAGGUUGCAAGGUAUGAAAAGGGGUACAAUUCCUCAAGGUCAGACUCUCAGUCAAGCUGUGGGUACGAUGAAGGGCCAACAGAGAUUUCCCAGAAUCCUUCCAUACUGCUACGCAAUGAGCCAUCCACAGAUUUAGAAAAUUAUGUGCAUUCAGCCCGGUCCUUUGCUUCUUCGAAAGAGAAGUAUUCAGUAUUGCCCUCCACUUCCAACAUUGGUAAAGAAACCAUUGAGAAAAUCUCCAGUAGGGCCUACUCUGACCUGAAUGACGGAAUCUCGGCAUCCCAACGACAGCGUCAUGGCAUUUCUUUUGAUUCAUCAUCGACGAAUGCCAACAGCCAGCAUUGCUACAGACCAUUUCAGGAUCCCCACCAAAAAACCUACAGCGGUGAUGUUUUAGAGAAACAUGCUCACCAUUUCACAGAUGGGCAUCAACCGUUUACUCCACGUAUUCUGAAAAAUGAAGCACAGUCCUUUCUGUCCCAGUACAGGUUUUACACUCCUGUACAGAAGAAACAGAAGUCAAGAAAGAUACUGAUAGAGCAAGAAACGCAGACUGAUUUUGACAGCUUUCAAGAUGUAUAUUCACAGGAGAAGAGGAAUUAUUCACAGUUGGCACCACAGCAGGAUUCUCAAAAUGGGCAGAUGUGGUCUGCAGAAGAACUGGAGGACAGGAAGGUUUUUGCUCACCAUUUGCACAGCAAAAGGCAGAAAGAUAGUUUUGAGCACAGUGCAGAUAACUACUCUACAUCGGUGUUAUCCUUACCAAAAAGAAUGAAGUCACCAAUUAUGAGAAAGAUUCGAGCAGAGUAAGUGGGGUAUGAUCUUAGAAUUUGUUGUAAAGUUAAUCUUGUUCUCCAGAAAACCCAAAAGGUAGUAGAUAAUGUUAGUGGGAAAUCUGGAGCAUUUAUAAAUAGCCAAAAGGGGAAUUAGUGGCUGAUGUGUAUUGUAUGAGUUUUUUUAAUAAAAUGUUUGAAUUAAA